This is a messenger RNA of Morus notabilis, 2110 nucleotides long. RefSeq names its product ankyrin repeat protein SKIP35. The record is from RefSeq and is a predicted model, not a curated record. The transcript is spliced from 3 exons. NCBI's taxonomy places the organism in Eukaryota, Viridiplantae, Streptophyta, Magnoliopsida, Rosales, Moraceae. The coding region runs from base 117 to 1928 and encodes 603 amino acids.
CUUUUUUUUGGGAGAUAGCAGAUAGGUAAGGGUAAGGCAAUCCUUCUUUCUCGUCUUUGCUUUGCUUUCGCUUUUUGUCCUGGGGAAGUUUUCGUAAUCUUUUUGCAAAUUGGAAAAUGGAAUCAACCAUGGUCGUGGCUACUGGAAUUUGUUAUGGAGAUUCAGAGUCAGAUUGCAGUAGUACUGAUGUUGGGAAGGAUAAAUCGAAUUCGAAAUCGAAUUCGGAAUCGGAAACGGAAUCGGAAAGUGAUGAUGAAUGGAAGAAGAAGAAGAAUAAGAAGAAGAAGAAGAGGAAGAAGAAGAAGAAGAAAAAGAAGGGGGUGUUGUUUAGUAGAGAGGAGAGAGUUGAGUUGGGGAGGCUGUUUCAGAGGGCAGUUAGUUGCUACGAUUUGGAAUUGGCGGAGAGCUUGGUUUCGAUGGCGGAUCCACAAUCCCUUAACGAUGCUCUCUGCAUAACUCUGGAUUCAAUCUGGUUCUUGAGAACUCAGCAACAGCUUAUUGGCAUUACUGGAUUGAUCAACAAGAUCAUUGCCAACGGGGCUUGUGACUUCAGCAGGGCCGCCCUCAGGACUUGUUUUCUGGCGUCGUGCGUGUCGGCGUGCCAGAGCCGCUCUAUGAGUCCGGCCGACACCGUCAGUCUAAUGGCGCAGAGGUUGCACGAGCGCCUCCAGGAAUGCAACGGAGAUGAGCUUCUCAAGGCGGAAGCCGGAGCCAAGUUCCACAAGUUCACGGAAUGGGCUCUCAAAUGCAUCCAUUGCCAUUCCCCCAAUUCCCACUCCAAUUCCCCAAAUUCCCAUUUCAGAGACAAAAACGGCAAUCCAGAAGGAGAAGAUACAGAUGGGGUUGGUGGACUUCAUAAUCAGAUACAACUCCAGUUAUCGGCUUUUAAGACCUUCAUAGAUCUUUCUGGUAAUCAACUCACCGGGAAGGACUUCACCGAGGCCUUUGACGCUGCCUGCUUUCCCUUGACUCUCUUCUCGACUUUAUUCGAUCCCAAUUCCGCUGCCGCCAUCCAAGGUCUGCUCGCUAUCUUAGUAGAGGGAGGCGCUGACAAUGUCAACCAGUGUUUCCUUGAAGCUUCUCGUUUCGGGAGUACACACCUUGUUCGCAUUUUGUUACAGAUUGCGCAAAGGAACAGCUUGGACGUGGACGUUGACCUGGCAUUGGGGUUUGCUUCUCACUACUGCAAGAUUGGGACCAUGGAGUGUCUCGUGGAGGAGGGUAAUGCCAUCGCUUUCUUAGGCCCUUUGAUGAGAGCAGCUGAGAGGGGUUGUAUGCAGGUCGUCGACUGGUUUAUGAAAAGGGGUUGCCGAGACAUGGAGCUCUGUCUUGCCCUCACCGCUGCUACUUCUAGUAGCCAAGUUCACGUCGCCGCCUAUCUCCUUCCUCAUGUUCCUCGUCACGUUCUUCAAACCCUAAGCAUCGAGAUUCUCAGGGCUGCCGGCGAACGAAGCGCUGGCUCCUUGGACGGUGUCGCAUUUCUCCUCCGUUCCGACUUCUUAGGUGAUCCUGCAGCUACUUAUGCUGUUGCUGACAUUAUCUCUAGGUCCGAGGAUGGGGCUGUGGCGCCCGAGCUCAAGUCUUUUCUUCAAGAGCAUUGGUCAGAGGCAGCUUUCUUGGAUGGAUUGAGGCAAGGCCAAGAACAUUACAUGAACAUCAUGAGAAUUUUGAAGUGGGGGGGAUCUCCUAUUUCCUUGAGAGAUCUUCCAGCCCCGUUAAGGGUGACGAUUGCUUACCUGCCGCUGUACAGGGAGUGUGUUGAGGCGGGUGGGCCUUUGCUGUCCCAAAGGCUAAGGGGGAAGCUUGUGGAAGCUGUGACAAGACUCGAUGGCGCGGUCUUAAAAGAGGUCGGCCAGAGCAGUGAGCUCCUGGCUGUUUUAGAGCAUCAUCUUCCUCCAUUUUUGCUUCAUCCAUCUAGAGUCGCCUAGCAAGAUUUUUAGAAAUCGAUCAUCUUUUGGAUACUCUGGCUUUUUUUUUUCUUCUUCUUCUUGUUAUUAUUAUUAUUAUUAUUAUUAUGACGAGCCUUUGCGGUUACCACCUGAUAUAUAAUAUGUGUAUACACACGUAUAUGUAAGAGAUAAAUAACAUUGUGGGAGGUGGGUUCGGUUGA